AUGGUGUCCCCCGUAGGCGGAAAGGAUGUUCCUUCGCAAGUCCCAGAGAUCUAUGGGGUCAAUAUUGCAUUCACUGCAGUUACGGUGACGACAGUGCUGUUGCGGGUUUGGACACGAUUCUGGUUCGUCCAAGGACUCAAAGUUGACGAUUAUAUCAUGAUAUUUUCUGCAUUGCUCACGUUAUUUUAUGGCAUCGACGUCUGUCUUCAGACCCAUUAUGGGUUUGGAUAUCACUGGAAGGACCUCGUUGAUCCUACGGCGUUCUCGAAUUCCCUCAAGCUGUUCUACGGUGGAGAAUUAGUUUACUAUAUUAAUGUUGGCUUGACAAAAAUCACACUGCUGAUUCUCUAUCUGCGGCUCUUUGUGACAACAUCGUACAGCAAGCUACGAUUGCUAACGUGGGUAAUGAUUGGCCUCACAACUGCAGUAACGAUAACCUGGACUUUCUUGAUUAUGCUCCAAUGCAAUCCGGUUGCCAAGGCCUGGGAAACAACCUUGCCUGGGAAAUGCGUUAACAUGACUGCCGUAUUCUAUUCUCAUGCUGGUAUCAACAUCCUAUUGGAUUUUAUUGUCUAUAUCAUGCCAAUACCCAUGCUGUGGGGUGUCAAUCGUCCUCUACGCGAUAGAUUAGCGCUGAUCAUUAUCUUCGCAAUUGGAGGGUUUGUUUGUAUUAUGGGAAUUGUGCGAUUGCAAAGUUUGCGAAAAGCCACCGUAUCAACGGAUCCAAGUUGGGACAAUGUUCCAUCUGGUCUUUGGUCAUGUAUGGAAGCCGAUGUUGGCAUUAUCUGCGCUUGUCUACCAUCUCUGAAACCCCUUUUCGUGCGAUUCUUUGGCCCUACGAUCGGAAGCAAAUCCCUUUCAAAGAGCGGUACGCAGAAUUUCCAUGUGCUCUCCGAUAGCCAAAAUGCGUUACAUCAACCUCAUGCGGGAGUCGAGCUUUAUAACAGACGAACCAGCUUCAACGUUGUGCGAACCGACGAUUUUAGCGUGGAAGAGGGAUAUGCGAAGGGAAAAAGUUGA
Talaromyces rugulosus is the source of this 1020-nucleotide messenger RNA. RefSeq lists its product as uncharacterized. The coding region runs from base 1 to 1020 and encodes 339 amino acids. NCBI's taxonomy places the organism in Eukaryota, Fungi, Ascomycota, Eurotiomycetes, Eurotiales, Trichocomaceae. The record is from RefSeq and is a predicted model, not a curated record. The transcript has 5 exons.